Molecule: messenger RNA, 2647 nt
Organism: Erythranthe guttata (spotted monkey flower)
Lineage: Eukaryota; Viridiplantae; Streptophyta; Magnoliopsida; Lamiales; Phrymaceae
Gene: XSP1
Product: xylem serine peptidase 1
Biological process (GO): proteolysis
Molecular function (GO): serine-type endopeptidase activity
Source: RefSeq, a predicted model, not a curated record
CUUAUAAGUUCUUUUUAACAGCUUAUAAGCUUAGACAAACACCGCUCUCAAAUGAAAUUAAACAAUGUAACUUUUGUACAUCUUUCUUCUAAGAUAACUCAAUCCAAAAUCACCUUUCAACAUAUGACUAAGGAGUUAAGCUAAAGUAUAUAUUCUUGAUUAUUAUUACUUCAUCAUAUUAUUGUUGGAAAAUCAUCCUAUUUAUAUGUAAAAAUCUUGUUAGUACAUACAUGCACAUAUAUUACUACAUGUCUUCUUGGUCGAAAAUCGAGCUAUAAUGUCGAGAAAUAAUUCGCUUCAAUCGCCUCGUCUCUUACUCUACCUCGUCUUUGCCGCAAGUGCUUUAUUUGCAAAUGGGAAUGAGUUUUACAUUGUUUUCUUGAAAGAUCAACCGGCGAAUCACAGAUUGACACACGAGACUCAUCUCAAUCUGCUCUCGUCCUUAAAGGGAAGUGAAAAUGAUGCCACAAAAUCCCUUGUGUAUAGCUACACAAAAAGUUUCAAUGCAUUUGCAGCAAAGCUUUCUCAAGAUGAAGCCACAAAAUUAUCAAAUAUGGAAGAAGUGGUAUCGAUUUUUCCGAACCGGUACCACAAACUAGACACGACGAAAUCGUGGGAGUUCAUUGGCCUAAAACCAACCUCAAAAAGGAACUUGGAAAUCGAGAGUAACAUAAUAGUCGGACUUCUUGACACAGGUAUAACUCCAGAAUCUGAGAGCUUUAAGGAUGAAGGUUUUGGUCCUCCACCUGCUAAAUGGAAAGGAACUUGUGCCCACUUUGCCAAUUUUUCAGGAUGCAACAACAAGCUUAUAGGAGCAAAGUACUUCAAGCUAGAUAAACAACCCGAUCCAAACGAUAUACUAUCGCCUAUAGACGUCGAUGGACACGGAACCCACACCUCUUCAACCCUAGCCGGAGCCCUAGUUCCGAACGCAAACCUUUACGGGCUUGCAGAGGGAACGGCCCGUGGGGCCGUUCCUUCAGCCCGAGUGGCCAUGUACAAAGUCUGUUGGGCAACCACUGGCUGUGCUGACAUGGACAUUCUCGCAGCGUUCGAUGCCGCAAUAAGUGAUGGCGUCGACGUAAUAUCCAUUUCGAUCGGGGGCCUUUCGGGAAGUUACACUUCGGAUUCUAUAGCCGUUGGUGCUUUUCAUGCUAUGAGGAAAGGGAUUUUAACGGUGGCUUCGGCUGGCAAUGACGGGCCGGGCCAUGGGAGUGUUGCGAAUCACGCGCCGUGGAUUUUGACCGUCGCGGCUAAUGGGAUCGAUCGGCAGUUGAGGAGUAAAGUGGUGUUGGGCAAUGGGGCGAUUGUGUCGGGAAUUGGAGUAAGCCUAUUUGAUCCAAAGCAAAACUUGUAUCCUCUUGCAAAUGGGAUUGAUGUAGCCAAGAACUCUGAUUCCAAGGAUUCCUCAAGGUAUUGUCUUGAAAAUUCAAUGGAUCCUAAGAAAGUGAAGGGAAAACUUGUUUAUUGCAAACUCGGUUCUUGGGGUACCGAUUCCGUCAUCAAAGGUCUCGGAGGUGUCGGAACCCUAAUCGAGAGCGAUUCGUUUCUUGAUGCCGCCCAAAUUUUCAUGACACCUGGAACUAUGAUCAAUUCCACCACAGGAAAAAAAAUCAGUGAUUAUAUUCACUCAACAAAAACACCAUCUGCAGUAAUACAUAAAUCAGAAGAAAUCAAAAUUGCAGCUCCUUUGGUAGCUUCAUUUUCUUCUAGAGGUCCAAAUCCUGGAUCACACCACCUUCUUAAGCCGGAUAUAACGGCGCCCGGAAUCGAUAUACUAGCAUCGUACACACCGUUGAAAUCGCUGACCGGGUUAAAAGGCGACACGCAAUAUUCCAAGUUCACAUUCAUGUCCGGUACCUCGAUGGCUUGUCCACAUGUCGGAGGGGCCGCGGCCUACGUAAAAUCGUUCCGUCCUAAUUGGUCUCCGGCUGCAAUUAAAUCGGCCCUCAUGACUACGGCAACACCAAUGAGUUCGAAGGUGGAGAAGGAUGCGGAAUUCGCGUACGGGUCGGGACAAGUUAAUCCAACCAAGGCAAUUAACCCCGGUUUAAUAUACGACAUGGACGACAUGUCAUACAUUCAAUUCCUAUGCCACGAGGGCUACAACGGAUCAUUAAUCGGGAGUUUAAUCAAUCAAAGCCCAAUAAAUUGCUCGAAUUUACUCCCUUCGAACGGUGAAGAUGCAAUAAACUAUCCCACGAUGCAACUAGCCUUGAAGAGCGAUCAAGAGCCGACGGUGGGUGUUUUCCGUAGGAGGGUCACUAAUGUGGGACCCGCAGAGUCGGUUUUUAAUGCCACUAUUAAAGCUCCGGUUGGAGUGGAGAUAAGUGUGAAACCGAUGAGUCUCUUUUUUUCGAAGGGGAAUCGCAGGAGAAGCUUUAGAGUUGUGGUGAAGGCGAAACCGAUGAAAAGUGCGGUGAUUUUAUCGGGUUCAUUGAUUUGGAGAAGCUCUAAGUAUAGUGUUAGGAGUCCUAUUGCCAUUUAUAAUCCUUGGGCUGAUUAAUGCAUAUAUAUAUAUAUAUAUAUAUGGUAUUAUUUGUAUGUUGUAGAUUUUAUUACAUUGUUGUUUGUUUGUAUUGUGUACAUUGUUCUUCAUAUGUAUUAAGAAUGUUGAUAGUUGAAAUAAAAAAGGUAUUUAGAUGAA